Lactuca saligna is the source of this 987-nucleotide messenger RNA. Lineage: Eukaryota; Viridiplantae; Streptophyta; Magnoliopsida; Asterales; Asteraceae. The record is from the annotation of a GenBank genome assembly.
AUGCAUAAUGUUGAAGAAUAUGAUGCGAUAGUUUCGGCUGAAAUACCCAAUGAGAUGUCAAAUCCUCAUCUAUUUAGGAUGGUGAUGAAGCACAUGAUUCACGGUCCUUGUGGUGAUCUGAACCCACUUAAUGUUUGUAUGAAAAAAGGAUUUUGCAAGAAUUUAUAUCCAAAAGCUUUUUGUUGUGAAACAACCCAAACUGACGAUACAUAUCCUACUUAUAGAAGAUGCAAUGAUGGAGUAAAGGUUAUGGUUAGAGGUGUUGAACUUGAUAAUAGAUGGGUUGUUCCAUACAAUCCAUAUUUGCUAUGUAGGUGGAUUUCACCCCCAGAAGCAGCUUGGAGAAUUUUUAGAUUUCCAUUAGGCGAAAUCAAACCAACAGUUAUUCAUUUGCCCCUUCAUUUAGAAGAUUAUCAACCAAUAAACUUUAAAAAGAAAGAACACUUAACUGAUAUUGUAGCCAAUUCAUCAAAAAGAAAAACUAUGCUAACUGAGUUUUUUGUUCAAAACAAAACAGACAGAUAUGCACAACAUCUUAAUUUGACAUAUGUAGAAUUUCCAAACCAUUUUGUAUGGAAGUCAAAUAAGAAGAUUUGGUCACCUACACAGACAGAAAAAUCAAUAGGACGCAUAGUGGUUACUCAUCCAAGUGAAGAUCUAUCAUAUGCUGAUUUAGAUGAUGAAACAAAGGAAAUAAAAGCAGAAAAGAGUAUUAUUGUAUCAGAAGAUGAUCUAAAGUCAAUACAUGAUCUUAACAAAAAACAAAAAGUUGCAUUCGAUAAAAUAAUUGGAAAAGUAAAAGCCAAUAAAAGUGGAGCAUUUUUCAUUAAUGGUCCAGGUGGUACAUGGAAAACUUUCAUAUAUAGAGCAUUGCUAACAAAUAUUAGAUCAGAAGGACAUAUUGCAUUAGCUAUCGCAACAUCAGACAUUGUUGCAUCAUUACUUCCGGGGGGUAGAACAGCUCAUUCAAGAUUUAAAAUUCCAUAA